UGCUCUCCGCCCAUAUCCCGCCUCACUUCUGACGUCUUUCCGCACAGUAAGAUGGUGGCCGGAGCUUUCCCCAUAGCUAAACUUCUCUACCUGGGGGUAAGACAGCUCAGCAAACCCGUUGCCAACCGGAUAAAAGCUGGGGCACGCAGGAGCGAGUUCUUCAAAAAUUACAUCUGCCUGCCGCCGGCUCAGUUGUACCACUGGGUGGACAUGCGUGCCAAGAUGCGGAUCAUGGGGUUUCGAGGAACACACAUCAAGCCGCUGAAUGAGGAGGCUGCGGCCGAGCUGGGUGCAGAGCUGCUGGGGGAGGCAAUCAUCUUCACAGUGGGAGGAGUCUGUAUGAUUGCUGAAUACGCCCGCCAGAGCGCCAACACACGCCAUAAAGAGGAAGAGCUGAACGACACACUGCAGAGCCUUCAGGAUCAAGUGACGCAGCUGAGCCUUACCGCUGAAACGCUGGACGCCCAGCUGAGAGAGGUCAACAGACGCUUGCUCGCUGGCCCCACCAAAUAACAGCCACUGUACUUCAUUCCUUCUAGCCAGUUAACAUGGCCCAGUGUUACGUUCUAAUGCGGAAUAAGGACUGAUCAUGAUUUCUGUCUGCAGUGUUAAAGAUGUCACGUCCUUUAUCAAAGUGAUUAUCAGUGGUCACAAUAAACUGUGGUCAUUUAGUGUAGGUUGGGCUUUAAGGGAGUGCUAACUAAGGGUUUCUUUGUUUUUUUGCAUUAGCAGAUCUGUAGAACUUCAUCUAUUCAGCUAUCAAAGAUACCAAAAAGGAUCAGCAACAACUUGGUCUAGUAACCCGUUCCAGAACCUCAACGCGUUCUCAUCUGUCUCCACUAGUCCUGGUCUGUUUUAUGCUGGAAAUAACGAGUAGGGUAGGCAUUUUAAAAACUUUGAUCAAGUCUCAACCAAUGUUCUAGGCUAGAUUCACUCCCCUCAAACUUCAUAAUUUCUACCUUUAUACCCAAAGAACAAAGAGAUAUUCAACACAAGAAAAGGGGGGGCCAAUCUGGGGUACUAGAAAGGGAUUUAAAAACCCGGGUUAGCACUCAGUUAAUGUUUGACAGAAUUGUGUGCGCUUUGAUCCUGUUUAACAUAGAACUGCUGGUUUGUGUUUUGGCUCCUUAUCAAGAAACGAAAUGUACAUUAAAGGAUUGAAUUAUUUUUUUUUA
Acipenser ruthenus (sterlet) is the source of this 1175-nucleotide messenger RNA. Its product is annotated as optic atrophy 3 protein homolog. Gene Ontology annotation, biological process: regulation of lipid metabolic process. Gene Ontology annotation, cellular component: mitochondrion. Bases 52 to 513 code for a protein of 153 amino acids. Lineage: Eukaryota; Metazoa; Chordata; Actinopteri; Acipenseriformes; Acipenseridae. The transcript is spliced from 2 exons. The record is from RefSeq and is a predicted model, not a curated record.